AUGGCUCACGCUCAAACUGUUCACGUUUCCAACAUUGCCUCAACGACUCCUGAAAAGGAGAUUCGUGACUUUUUCUCCUUCUGUGGCAAAAUCACUUCUCUAAGCAUCACUCCUACCUCCGCAGACGCGAACUCGACCCAGUCCGCAACUGUAACCUACGAGCGUGAAAGCGCCGCAAAAACCGCCCUCCUCCUCGACGGCACCAAGCUCGGUCCCAACCCUGUAAAAGUCGAGACUACACACUCUCUCGAUGAGAUUGCGGGUGGGCAUGUUGCAAGUGGCGACGCAGACGCACCAAGUUUCGGCACCACCGAGGAGCAGCUAAGGCAAGAAGACAAGCCCCGCACAGCAAUCCUGGCAGAGUACCUGAGCCAUGGGUACGUAGUUGGUGAUACCGCACUUCAGAAGGGUAUUGAACUGGACACCAAGCAUGGAAUCUCGGCUACCUUCACCGGGUACUUAAACAAAGCACUCAGCACAAUCGAUAACACUACCCAUGCAUCCACCACAGCUAGGAGCAUGGAUUCCCAAUACCAUGUCACCGACCGUGCCCUUGGCGCAAAGAACACCCUUACAACUUAUUUUGAGAAGGCUCUCGGUACACCAACAGGGCAGAAGAUCCGUUCGUUCUAUUCAACUGGUGAAAAGCGUUCCGCGGAACUUGGUGCAACCGCUGAUGGAAACCCGUUCGUUGGCCCUGAGAAGACUACCUGCGCUUGUGGAGGGAACGAGGGUGUUUGCUCUUGCGAACCCGGGAAGUGCGCUUGCGCGGGCUGUGACAUGAAGGGAGUGAAAAAGGAUGCUAAGAGUGCACAAGUGCAGUUCAGUGAGGCCGCUAUCGAUAUCGGGAAUACCGCGAAGGAUUUGUAA
Morchella sextelata is the source of this 870-nucleotide messenger RNA. RefSeq lists its product as uncharacterized. The coding region runs from base 1 to 870 and encodes 289 amino acids. Gene Ontology annotation, molecular function: RNA binding. The transcript is spliced from 2 exons. The record is from RefSeq and is a predicted model, not a curated record. Lineage: Eukaryota; Fungi; Ascomycota; Pezizomycetes; Pezizales; Morchellaceae.